AUGCGUUACGCGGUCUUAGUAUGUGGCCCAGCAGGAUCGGGAAAGUCGACGUUUUCAUCCACUUUGAUCACUCAUGCUCAUACCAUUGGACGACCGAUUCAUCUCUUUAACCUGGACCCAGCUGCUGAGGAAUUCGAAUACGAACCCUCAAUCGAUAUUAGGGAUUUGAUCUCGCUUGAAGAUGUGAUGGAGGAAUUAGAACUAGGUCCCAACGGAGGCCUCGUUUAUUGUUUCGAAUACCUGCUGAAAAAUCUCGACUGGUUGCAGGAAAACCUGAAUUCAUAUGACGACGACUUCCUGAUAAUCGAUUGCCCUGGUCAAAUCGAACUAUAUACACACUUCAACAUCAUGCAAAAAAUCGUCCAAGUUUUGACGAUGGAGUUCGAUUUUCGACUAUGUGCUACCUAUCUACUCGAAUCAAACUUCAUAGCCGAUCGCCCCAAGUUCUUCUCUGGAGUACUUUCAGCAACAUCAGCGAUGAUCAACCUAGAGAUACCACACAUUAACAUACUUUCGAAGAUGGAUCUAUUUAAAUCGGGAAGAACGGCGGCGGGCACGAUCGCCCAAAUCGGUCCGAAAGAACUAGAACGAUACUUAGAUCCUGACCCCGACCUGUUACUAGGCGAGGUCAACGAGAAAACUAAUCCGAAGUUUCAUAGUCUCAACCAAGCCAUCAGUCAUUUGAUACAAGACUUCAACAUGGUAACUUUUUUACCUUUAGAUAUCACAGAUGAAGAUAGUAUUGGCUCAAUUCUCAGUCAUGUCGACAAUGCCAUUCAAUAUGGUGAACACGAAGAGCCGAAGGAGCCACAUGAUAUGGAUGGGGGUGAUUUCAAUUCAGCCGAUAAUUAG
Molecule: messenger RNA, 852 nt
Organism: Puccinia triticina
Lineage: Eukaryota; Fungi; Basidiomycota; Pucciniomycetes; Pucciniales; Pucciniaceae
Exons: 7
Coding region: 1-852 (283 amino acids)
Molecular function (GO): GTPase activity
Source: RefSeq, a predicted model, not a curated record